Mya arenaria is the source of this 1200-nucleotide messenger RNA. RefSeq lists its product as uncharacterized. Lineage: Eukaryota; Metazoa; Mollusca; Bivalvia; Myida; Myidae. The transcript is spliced from 2 exons. Bases 1 to 1200 code for a protein of 399 amino acids. The record is from RefSeq and is a predicted model, not a curated record.
AUGGCAACAUUGAACAUGAAAAACACAGGCUGGUACACGGGGACAUACACGGAAAACACAGGCAGGUACACAGGGACAUACACGGAAAACACAGGAGGGUACACAGGGACAUACACGGGAAACACAGGCAGGUACACAGGGACAUACACGGAAAACACAGGCAGGUACACAGGGACAUACACGGAAAACACAGGCAGGUACACAGGGACAUACACGGAAAACACAGGAGGGUACACAGGGACAUACACGGGAAACACAGGCAGGUACACAGGGACAUACACGGAAAACACAGGCAGGUACACAGGGACAUACACGGAAAACACAGGAGGGUACACAGGGACAUACACAGAAAACACAGGAGGGUACACAAGGACAUACACGGGAAACACAGGCAGGUACACGGGGACAUACACGGAAAACACAGGAGGGUACACGGGGACAUACACGGAAAACACAGGCAGGUACACAGGGACAUGCACGGAAAACACAGGAGGGUACACAGGGACAUACACGGGAAACACAGGAGGGUACACAGGGACAUACACGGAAAACACAGGCAGGUACACAGGGACAUACACGGAAAACACAGGAGGGUACACAGGGACAUACACGGAAAACACAGGCAGGUACACAGGGACAUACACGGAAAACACAGGCAGGUACACAGGGACAUACACGAAAAACACAGGAGGGUACACAGGGACAUACACGGGAAACACAGGAGGGUACACAAGGACAUACACGGAAAACACAGGAGGGUACACAAGGACAUACACGGAAAACACAGGCAGGUACACAGGGACAUACACGGAAAAACACAGGCAGGUACACAGAGGCAUACACGUAAAAACACAGGAGGGUACACGGGGACAUACACGGAAAACACAGGAGGGUACACAGGGACAUACACGGAAAACACAGGAGGGUACACAGGGACAUACACGAAAAAAACACAGUCAGUUGCACAGGGACAAACACGUAAAACACAGGCAGGUACACAGGGACAUUUACGGAAAAACACAGGCAGGUACACAGGGACAUACACGGAAAAAAAAGGCAGGUACACAGGGACAUUCACGUAAAACACAGGCAACUACACAGGGACAUACACGAAAAAAAAAACGGCAAGUACAAAGGGACAUACACGGAAAAACACAGGAGGAUACACAGGGGCAUACACGAAAACAAAACACAGAAUAA